AUGAACUUCAGCUCGGAACAAAACCAUCACGAGCUGAUCUUGCAGUGCCAAGUUCACGGGAUCAAGAGCUUCAACUACACCAACCCUGGGAAGCUGGUCGUGUCCAGGGACUCCACGCAAACUCAAGCCUACGUGUCUGUUCACCAGAGCCAGGUUGGACCCCAGUCCAAUUUCUCAAAUGCGCAGGUCACAGGCCGAAUCUCCUUCGAUGCUGGAUCCAAGAGGUACAUUAGAAUCGUCUGGACUGACUUGAGUGAAGAUCUUAAAGGCAAUUACACAUGCCGGGUUUAUAGUGUCAACAACGAGUUGAUAGCCUCCAAACACCUGACAGUCCGGCUGAGACCAAUAGGGCCUGAUUUCCAAGCGAAGCCCCAUGUUAUCCAGAUAGGCUUGACAAAAAGACUGGACGUAUCCUGCGCCUUGACCGAUUAUAAAAGCCUGAAUAUGUCAAAGGUUGGUAGUCUGGACAUCUUCAAAGUUCAAAAUGGAUACGAGUGUUUGUUCGCGCGAGUGUGGACUAUGGCUGGAAAGUUGUUUACUUCAGGGCUUAACGAGCUGUUUGUCACAGGGGUCAUAGAAAACGAUUAUGCCCAGUGUGUAGCCAGCUGGAUGAACCCAUCUGAAGACGUGGCAGGCGAGUACCUCUGCCGCGUCUCGGCUGUCGGGGUUAAAGGUGAUCCUGUAUUCUUCAACAGUAAGGUCAAUGUCACAUGGGAACUUCCUAGUGAGGAAACGUUGCUCAAACGCUUCAAUGAAAUGAUCGCACGACAAGACGAACUAGUGGAGCAGGAGAAAGAGGGAGAUGAGAAUCUACAGGAGGCUGUGUUGAUACUGAAUACAACAGAUAAGCGUCAAUGCAGAAACCCUACUAGUUGUGACGACAUCUACUUCACGCUAAACCCUGGUCAACAUCUUGUCCGUGUGGAGCCUGAAGAUGGAUUGGGGCCAAUCAACGUCCUCUGUGACGUGGUAGGACGCCGUGAAGUCUAUACCGUGUUUCAAAAAAGAUUCAACGGAAAGGUUGACUUCUACCGAAACUUCCAUGAUUACGAGAAUGGUUUUGGUUCUGUCGAUAGCGAAUUUUGGUUAGGUCUCAAAAACAUCCGACGACUCUUGAUCCAGAACGGUGAUAAGAACCAACUGCGAGUGGACAUGUCAGUGAUGGGCACUGAUCUCAACUACACCAGAAUUUAUCCUACCUUCUCCAUUGGUCCCCCUGAGGAGUAUAGACUGACCGUCAGCGGCUUGUAUGACCGGGGCUUCGGGAUGUCUUCCAACUCCCAUAAACCGUUCUCCACCUAUGACCGGGGUCUGACGCAUGUUGCCAGCAGACACAACCGUGGAGCCGGCUGGUGGUUCCCAGAAGACCACGGGUACGUCAACCUGAAUGGAGUCUGGGGCGUUCCUGGGAAACCUUAUUCUAUAUUCUGGUGGGAACUGCGUCAGGAUUUGAACUUCAUUCUUGAAAAGACAGAAAUGAAAUUUCGGAGGAACAAGUGA
Molecule: messenger RNA, 1500 nt
Organism: Candidula unifasciata
Lineage: Eukaryota; Metazoa; Mollusca; Gastropoda; Stylommatophora; Geomitridae
Source: the annotation of a GenBank genome assembly